AAGAAGCUGCCAAGAGUGUUGUAUCUGCAAGCUGACAACUGUUGGCGUGAAAACAAGAACAGAUAUGUUAUGGCGUUUUUUGAGUUGUUGGUUCGAGAACACAUCUUUGAUGAGGUACAUAUUUCAUUUUUGUUUGUUGGUCAUACCCACGAAGAUGUUGAUGCUGGAUUUAGCAGAAUUUGGGAAUUCCUAAGAAGGAAAGAUGCUGAAACACUUGAAGAUCUUACAAACUUGUUACCAAACUCGGAACUUUUAAAUGAUAUGUUAGACAUAAAAGCAUGGUUAGAGCCGCAUUUAAACAUUAUAUCUAAACACACAGUUCAACAUCAUUUUAAAUUUUCAAAAGUAUCCGGAGAAACAGUUGUUGAAUACAAACUACAUCAAGCAGAGGAAUGGGUGAAGCAAGAUGUAACAUAUCUUAACUCUGUGCCCAAGGGAAAACCAAACAUUCUUAAACAAGACUACUCCAAAGUAGAUUUUUUGAGACUGCAGAAUCUUAUUAACUCAAUUCAUUUCAUGUUUAGUGAUGAAUCAAAGAAAAGGUGGUGGGAUAAAUUCUUAAAAGAAAAGUAUUCAAUUAAGGACACUGGAAAGAGAAUUUGGAUUGAUGCUCUUCCAAAACAGCAGAUUUAUGUUGAAGAAAUUGACUUUUCAAAUGUUAUACCAGAACCAGUCAAGAAAAUGAUAGAGAAGGAAACACAGCCUGUAAAGAUUGUUUCAAAAGCGAGGAGACAAACUGUACAUAAAAAAAAUAUGAAGAAAACAACACAGAAGCAACAGAAGAAAACUUUGCAUCAGCAAAAGAAAAAAACUGGUAAAAAGAAGACUACUGUUGUGAUACAUAAUACAAAAUCUAUUCUGAUACCUAUGGACAGGGAAGUAAAAAGGCAGAUUUGGCUUCGUAUUUUCAUGGACCUCUUGGAGUUUUUGUUAGCAACUGCAGUGAUGUUGAUUUUGACAUUAGAAAUACUUGUAAAGUUCUUGCACAUUUUUGCAGUAUGUGAUAUUCUGCUUUUGUUGAAUGAUAUCUGGAUGGCAGUGCUGGUAUCACACUUGGGAGUGUUAUCAAAAACUGUAAUAGACAAUACAAGUUUUUUUGGCACAUCAUUACAUAAUGUUUUUCAAUGUGUUGAAAGUUAGAUAUAGGAGAUUUUUGGUUAGGUGUUUUAUUAUAUACUUGUGAAUGCAACUAGAGGGUACUUUGUAUCACUUGAGACAGCUUAUAUGGAAAUAAAAUACAAAAUGCAUGUUGUUAAAGAAUAAAAAGAGUAUUUAUUUAUUUUUUAUAAAACUUGCAUUUCAUGAUUCAAAUGUUUAAUGAAAAGAAUGUAGAAAAACACAACAAAUUAGUGUACAUUGUGUUGAUAUUUCUAAUUUGGAUUAAUGUGUCAGUUGAACAGUAUUUUGCUAAGUUAAACUCUGAAAGUAAAUUUGAUGUUGGGUUUAUUCAUCAUUCACAAAACAAUACUAUGCUCACUGAAGAUAAUUCAAAUAAUUCAUUAAUGUAUACCUUAGGUAAUAUGAUGGUAUUCUGAACUUGAAAUUGAGUCAUAUUUGAAUAUCCAUUUUCUUAUCUUUCUAUUUCAUUUCGUGAAAGAUUAGCAUAGUUUUAUGGAUAUGAUUAUAUAUCAACAUAAAGUGGAUAUGUGUAUAUUGCUGGCACUUUAGUUGCAAAUGUUUUAGCUCACCUGUCACGUAGUGACAAGAUGAGCUUUUGUGAUCACCCUUCGUCCAUCGUCAGUCUGUCUGUCCGUGCGUCAGCAAUUUCUUGUCUGCACAAUAGAGGUUUCGUUUAUUAUUUUAUUUUAACCAAACUUGCACACAACUUGUAUCACCAUAAGAUCUCGGUUCCUUUCUUGAACUGGCAAGAUCCUAUUAUGGGUUCCAGAGUGAUGGCCCCUGAAAGGGCCAGAAUUAGCUAUUUUGACCUUGUCUGCACAAUAGCAGCUUCAUUUAUGAUUUGAUUUUUACCAAACUUGCACACAACUUGUAUCACUAUAAGAUCUUGGUUCCUUUUUUAAACUGGCCAGAUUCCUUUAUGGGUUCCAGAGUUAUGGCCCCUGAAAGGGCCAGAAUCGGCUAUUUUGACCUUGUCUGCACAGUAGCAGCUUCAUCUAUGAUUUUAUUUUAACAAACAUGCACACAGCUUGUAUCACCACAAGAUCUUGGUUCCUUUUUUUAACUUGCCAGAUUCCGUCAUGGGUUUCAGAGUUAUGGCCCCUUAAAGGUCCAAAAUUUGCUAUUUUGGUUUUUGCAGCCAUAUAGAGACUUCAUUUAUGGUUUUAUUUGAUGCAAACUUCCAAAUUUUCUUCAACAACAAUAAAUCUUCAGUGACGAAUCUGUCAGAUCCAAUCGUAGGUUCCAGUGUUAUUUUAUAUCUGAUUCCCUCCCCUGAUUGCAAUCGAAAUGGAUUUAUACCAGUAAGUACUUAUAGGACUUUUUUGAAAUUUCAUUAUUGUUUUUAGUUGGACUGAGACAAUUAGGCUAGAUAACAAUGGACUGAUUUUAUGUCAAAUUACCUCCCUUUAUUUCAAAUUGAAAUGGGUAUAUUCGUAACUAAUGAAGAUACUGAUCUGAAAUUUCAUUUAUGUCAACAGAUGGACUUUGACAAUCAGUGAAGAUACAUAUUGACUGAAUUUAUGACAAAUUACCUUCCUUUAUUUUUUAUCUAAAUGAAUACACCUUAGCAGCUUCUAAUGAGAUUGGUUUGAAACAUUAUUAUUAUACGCCCGAAGGGACGUAUUAUGUUAUAACGCUGGUGUCCAUCUGUCAGUCCGUCCAUCUGUAUGUCCGUUAGCAAUUUUGUGUCCGCUCUGUAACUUUUGAACCCCUUGAAGGAUUUCAAGGAAACUUGACACAAAUGUUCACCACACCGAGACGACGUGCAGAGCGCAUGUUUUGGAUGUCUUGC
This is a messenger RNA of Mercenaria mercenaria, 2911 nucleotides long. RefSeq lists its product as uncharacterized. Bases 70 to 1140 code for a protein of 356 amino acids. The record is from RefSeq and is a predicted model, not a curated record. The transcript has 4 exons. NCBI's taxonomy places the organism in Eukaryota, Metazoa, Mollusca, Bivalvia, Venerida, Veneridae.